Archocentrus centrarchus (flier cichlid) is the source of this 895-nucleotide messenger RNA. It is a transcript of the gene mzt1, whose product is annotated as mitotic spindle organizing protein 1. Lineage: Eukaryota; Metazoa; Chordata; Actinopteri; Cichliformes; Cichlidae. The coding region runs from base 240 to 461 and encodes 73 amino acids. The transcript is spliced from 3 exons. Gene Ontology annotation, biological process: mitotic spindle assembly; microtubule nucleation by interphase microtubule organizing center; gamma-tubulin complex localization. Gene Ontology annotation, cellular component: centrosome; spindle; interphase microtubule organizing center. The record is from RefSeq and is a predicted model, not a curated record.
AAAUUUCGUGUCGUCACUUCCUUCAACACAUUUUGGCGAGUAGCGGCAAAGAGCGCUCUCUGCUAACUAGGAUCUAAUAUUGAUCUUUAGAUCGUUGUGCUUAUUUGACUUUCGCAGAUCCGAUCUAAUGUAUACGAAACGCUUAAAAUCUGGCUGAAUUGUUGCGUCAUAUGUUAAAGUCUUAAUUUACCGGCUUCUUGCUAUCAAGCGUUGUUGGCUAGCGAUAACUAUCCAUCACUAUGGCCAGUGCAGCAAACGCAAACCUAAACGCAGUCCGGGAGACAAUGGACGUGCUGCUGGAGAUCUCCAGGUUGCUCAACACUGGCUUGGAUAUGGAGUCUCUAUCCAUAUGUGUGAGACUGUGUGAGCAGGGCAUCAACCCAGAAGCCCUUUCUGCAGUCAUCAAAGAAUUGCGAAAAGCUUCUGAGUCCCUCAAGGCUUCUGAGAAUUGCACUAACUGAAGAUGAAAAUAGAUCAGGUUUUGGGCCUUUAAUGGGAUCACGCCUUCUACCUGAAGUGUACAUACAUGGGCUCUCCAGCUGAUCAGAUUUGUCUCAAUUUUGGCACUUUGUGACUUGAGUGUUUUGAGUUGUCCUGGACUUUUUUUUUUUAUGUUGUCUUCUCCUGAAAUGAGUUCAUACUCAGCCAUUCUCCCUCAAAUAUAGACAUAUUCCAAGUUUUUCCUGUUACUUCAGGUUAUAAUUGAUUUUCUGCCUUAAUUUCGGUGCAGACUCAAUUUCUGAUCAUUGCUUUGUGUUGCACUUUUUUUUUAAUGUCUAUAAGAUAUUAUGUUUUGUUUUACUUUUGCAUUUCUGUAUUUUUUCCAACUUAAUUCUUUUGCCAUUUUCAUUUUACAUGUCACAGAUGGAAUAGUGUAAAUUAAAGUAAUACAAUC